This is a messenger RNA of Vanrija pseudolonga, 1026 nucleotides long. RefSeq names its product Mitotic checkpoint protein BUB3 (gene Bub3). The coding region runs from base 1 to 1026 and encodes 341 amino acids. Gene Ontology annotation, molecular function: ubiquitin binding. The transcript has 8 exons. Gene Ontology annotation, cellular component: bub1-bub3 complex; kinetochore; nucleoplasm. The record is from RefSeq and is a predicted model, not a curated record. Gene Ontology annotation, biological process: mitotic spindle assembly checkpoint signaling. Lineage: Eukaryota; Fungi; Basidiomycota; Tremellomycetes; Trichosporonales; Trichosporonaceae.
AUGUCUUCUGGAGACCGCUCCCUCCAGCCGCCAGCGGACGGCAUCGCCGCCGUCGCGUGGUCGGCGGACAGCAGCUCGCUCCUCGUCGCGUCCUGGGACUCGACGAUCCAACUGCACAGGGUAUCAGGAUCGCAAGCUCCUCCGCAGAUCUUCUCCCACCCCCGCCCCGUGCUCGCGGCCACCUUUGACGCGACCCCCAACACGGCCUACUCUGGCGGCCUCGACCGGCGCGUGCGGCAAUGGGACUUUAGCACGGGCGACAACCGCGUGCUGGGCACGCACGACGACAGCGUGUCGUCGCUGGUGUGGAUCCCAGAGCAGAACAUCCUCGUCUCCGGCUCGUGGGACAAGACGCUCAAGAUCUGGGACCCGUCCGCCGAAGAGCCGCUGCGCGCGACCGCUGCCCUCCCGGAGCGCGUGUACAACCUGUCCUAUGCGCCCGCGACUGGCAGGCUGCUGGUGUCGAUGGCGCACCGCCACGUGAGCGUGUACACUGCGGCCGAGCUUGGCGCCGCCGCGCGCGAGGGCCGCGAGCCCAAGCCCGAGAGCACGCGCGAGAGCGCGCUCAAGAUGCUCACGCGGACGGUCGCGUGCAUGGCCGAUGGAAAGGGCUGGGCAUCAGGCUCGAUCGAGGGCCGUAUCGCCGUCGAGUACUUUGACCCCGACCCGGCGGCCCAGGCGGCAAAGUAUGCGUUCCGCGCACACCGCGCGACGGUCGACGGCGUGGAGCAGGUGUACCCCAUCAACGCGCUGGCGUACCACCCUGUCCACAACACAUUCGCGUCCGGCGGCUCAGACGGCGUCCUCUCCAUCUGGGACCACAACGCCAAGAAGCGCAUGCGCCUGUACCCCAAGUACCCCACGGCCAUCUCUGCGCUCGCCUUCUCGCCCGACGGCUCAACGCUCGCCAUUGGCGUCAGCUACGAGCACGACAAUGCCGUCGCGAGCCCAGAAGAGCAGGCACGGGUGCUGCUCCUCCUCAAGGAGACGGUGCAGGAGGACUGCAAGCCCAAGGCCCGCGCAUGA